This is a messenger RNA of Talaromyces amestolkiae, 543 nucleotides long. RefSeq lists its product as uncharacterized. Gene Ontology annotation, biological process: melanin metabolic process. Lineage: Eukaryota; Fungi; Ascomycota; Eurotiomycetes; Eurotiales; Trichocomaceae. The transcript has 4 exons. The record is from RefSeq and is a predicted model, not a curated record. Bases 1 to 543 code for a protein of 180 amino acids. Gene Ontology annotation, molecular function: scytalone dehydratase activity.
AUGGCCCCAUCUCUGAAGAACGAUAUUGAGCCUUCGAGCUUCGUGAGUUCCGGCAAACCAAAUCUGGACAUUAGCUUUCAAGAUUUUCUUGAACUAUCCAAGGUCGUUUUUGACUGGGCCGACAGCUACGAUUCGAAGGAUUGGGAUCGUCUUAGGGGCAUCAUUGCUACAACAUUGACGGUUGAUUACACCGAAGUUGGGCUGUCACGGUGGGACUCAAUGACUGCUGAGGAAUACAUGGCCAUGGUCACUGAUCCUGGCUUUCUUGGUGACCCUACCGUCAAAACCCAACAUCUACUUGGUGGGACAUGGUGGGAAAAAGUCUCCGAUACUGAAGUAAUCGGCCAUCAUCAAUUGCGAGCUGCACAUCAGGUUUACACAGACGCGAAUCUGAAGACCGUCAAAGUCAAAGGUCAUGGACAUGCUACGAAUGAGCAUUACUAUCGUAAAGUGAACGGGGUCUGGAAGUUUGCUGGUCUGAAGCCGACAGUCCGCUGGAAUGAGUACCAAUUCGAGGACGUCUUCAAGGCUUGUCACAACUGA